Messenger RNA from Apiotrichum porosum, 1119 nucleotides. RefSeq lists its product as uncharacterized. Gene Ontology annotation, molecular function: coenzyme A diphosphatase activity; acetyl-CoA hydrolase activity. NCBI's taxonomy places the organism in Eukaryota, Fungi, Basidiomycota, Tremellomycetes, Trichosporonales, Trichosporonaceae. Gene Ontology annotation, biological process: coenzyme A catabolic process. Bases 1 to 1119 code for a protein of 372 amino acids. The transcript is spliced from 6 exons. The record is from RefSeq and is a predicted model, not a curated record.
AUGGCAGUCACCUCAGAUGUUCACAUCACCGACCAUCACCCGCUCCUAGCAGAAGCUCUCAUUGGGUCUACCCCAGUCUCGGGAACAGCUACGCCUAUCCCUGCUGUUCCCCACGGCGCGGGACACACUCUGAACGCCGACUCGCUCACCGUGCCCGGUACGGACAGCGGCCUAGGCCUCGGCCCUGAUCCGGCAACAGUAUAUGAUAUCGGUCUGCCGCCUCCCAAGGCACUUGAGGGACUGAGUGAUGAGAGCCGGCAGUGUCUGGAGCGGUUUGCGGUGUUCAAGGCGGCACCGCCCAUCGAUACCGGACUGGCACGCACAGCUGCUGUUCUGAUUGCCCUAUACCAACGUCCAGGAGAGGAUAUGCUUCGUGUCCUGCUCACCACGCGUGCAAGGCAUCUGAGGCGUAACCCAGGACAGACUGCCCUUCCUGGUGGCAAGGUUGACCCCGAGGACCCAUCGGUGGUGUACACUGCACGCCGUGAGGCGCAUGAGGAAGUGGGCCUCCCGGCCUCCCACCCGGACAUCUACACCGUGGCAGUGCUGGACCCGCUCCUGACUGUGCUGCCCAUGGGAGCGCAUACGCGUAACCAUAUUGUCGUCACUUCUGUCGUCGCAUUCAUCGCAGACCCAAGCAUUGUCGACACCCUACACGGUAACCCCGACGAGGUGGACGUGGUGUUUGACCACCCGUUCUCUGCCAUUCACUCGGGCGUGGUCCCCACAGCCGAUGUGGAACGUCUUUCAGAAGACGGCGGAGAAUGGUGGCCUGCAGAGUUCCAGAAGCUCGGCGGGUUCCACAACCUCGAGGACCGCGUCGGGUCCACUGGAGCGUACAGGAUGCACCGUUUCCGCACAACUCACUCGCCCGUGAGGGGGUUCACAUCCGACGUGCUCAUCUCGGCUGCCACGAUCGGAUACGGCAGUGAGCCGGUGUAUGGCCACCGCGCGCACGGCCAGCUCCUACCUGCCGCCAUGAUUGAGCGCGUGGUCGCCGAGUUGCCAGAGGCGCUCAAGGAGGUGCCGGAUCCCACCAAGCCCAAGCCUGUGAUUGAGUGGGGCAGGUCAGACGGGACGACGUUCAAGAGUGGCGAAACGUACUAUGCGCAGACUUGA